AUGUUUCCACGAACCCUCCUCAGACAAGCUCAGGCUGCCCGGUCAGUCCUGGCCUCCACAUCUGCCGCGCCGAUGGCACUUCGUCAGACGUCACGAUUGCAACCCCGUCUGCCGCAGUCUGUCCGGCCCUUCGCUCCCCAACCCAUGUCCCGGUUCUACUCCACGGAACAGAAGGAAGCCUCAUCAGAAGCUACCGAAGCCUCCGAGCAAACUGAGGAUCCCGUUCGCAAAGAGCUAGAGGAAAAGAAGAAGGAGGUGCUUGAUCUCAAGGAUAAAUACCUCCGCUCUGUCGCCGACUUCCGCAACCUCCAGGAGCGCACGAAGCGCGAGAUGGAGAGCGCCCGCAACUUCGCCAUCCAGCGCUUCGCCGUCGACCUUCUGGAGAGCAUCGACAACCUCGACCGCGCCCUGCUCGCCGUUCCCGCCGACAAGCUCAACGCCCCCGAGAACGAGGCCAACAAGGACCUGCUGGAUCUCGUCGCAGGCCUCAAGAUGACCGAGAACAUCCUCAUGAGCACCCUCACGAAACACGGUCUGCAGCGCUUCGACCCCGGCGAGAAGACUGAGGAUGGCAAGGUGCAGAAAUUCGAUCCCAAUCGCCACGAGGCUACUUUCAUGGCCCCGUCUAAGGAUUUGGAAGAUGGUGAUGUGAUGCACAUCCAGAGCAAGGGCUUCAUGCUGAACGGUCGCGUGCUGCGGGCUGCCAAGGUCGGCGUCGUCAAGAACACCUAA
Molecule: messenger RNA, 732 nt
Organism: Penicillium lagena
Lineage: Eukaryota; Fungi; Ascomycota; Eurotiomycetes; Eurotiales; Aspergillaceae
Gene: grpE
Product: mitochondrial nucleotide exchange factor MGE1
Exons: 3
Coding region: 1-732 (243 amino acids)
Biological process (GO): protein import into mitochondrial matrix; protein folding
Cellular component (GO): PAM complex, Tim23 associated import motor
Molecular function (GO): protein-folding chaperone binding; adenyl-nucleotide exchange factor activity; protein homodimerization activity
Source: RefSeq, a predicted model, not a curated record